CAUGACAGUGAGGCUGCAGAUUAGAUAGGGUCGUUUUUAUGUAGAGCUGUGUGUCAUCAGCGUAGCAAUGGAAUGAUAUUCUCUGCUGGCUGAUGAUGCGGCCAAGGGGAAGAGUGUAGAGGGUGAACACAGUGGGGCCGAGAACCGACCCUUGGGGGACUCCACAAGUGACAGUGAGUGUUUGCGAUUUUGCUCCUCCCAAGGAGACGUAUUCUGUUCUUCCAGACAGGUAGGACCUGAACCAGCUCAGGGUGGAGUCAGAGAGUCCGAUGGUGUGUUGGAGGCGCUGAAGGAAGAUGUUAUGGUCAACCGUGUCGAAAGCUGCCGACAGAUCCAGAAGGAUGAGGAGCGAUGGUGAUCCAGUGUCAGCCGCCAUCAGCGCCGUGGGCGGAACGGAAGCCGGACUGGAACUUCUCAAAUAGGGAGUGAGAAUUUAGUUGGUCCUGAAGAUGUGCCACGACUACUCUUUCCAGCACUUUGGACAGAAAUGGGAGGUUGGAAAUGGGCCUGUAGUUGGCGAGGAUUUCUGGGUCUAAGCAAGUGGAGGUGGACGGGCAGCAGUCUAUGCUCGAGUUCCUGGACACAGCCGGAACCGAGCAGUUCACGGCCAUGAGGGACCUGUACAUGAAGAACGGUCAGGGCUUCGCUCUGGUUUUUUCCAUCACGGCUCAGUCCACGUUCAACGACCUUCAGGACCUGAGGGAGCAGAUCCUGAGGGUUAAGGACACCGAGGACGUUCCCAUGAUCCUCGUGGGGAACAAGUGCGACCUGGAUGAGGAGCGAGUGGUCGGGAAGGAGCAGGGUCAGAAUCUGACCUGUCACUGGAACAACUGUGCCUUUUUAGAGACGUCAGCCAAAUCAAAGAUCAACGUUAACGAGAUUUUCUAUGACCUGGUGCGACAGAUCAACAGAAAAACGCCGAUGGAAAAGAAGAAGACAAAAAAGAAGUCUGGUUGCACGCUGCUGUAAACUGGAGGUGUGUGUGUGUGUAUGUGUUUGUGUGUGUUGACAUGAGGAUAAACUGAGGAAACGUUAUUGCUGCUGACUCAGUAAUAAAAACCUGAAUUGACAUUGAAUGACCUUGAGACAUUGAGCGACGGUCACCUUUGACAGAGAGUGACCUUUGACAUUGAGUGACCUUCAGGCUGUGACCUCUGCUCUAAACUGUUGCAGCUCGUGUUCUGCACAAUUUCUCUUAAAAUGUUUUUGGUUUUUUUCCAGAAACCUGACCGAUCUGUUUUCCAGAACAUUUGAAAACGUUGAAUAGUGAAACUCUGAUCAGAUCAUGAUCUCGUCAGAAGACGAUUCUCUUCUCUCAGAAUCUGUGACCUGUUGGAAACAUCGUGUAGAAGAAAAGACGUGGGGUUUAAAUCAAUAACCAGAACUAAAAUGUUUUAUUCAAAGUAACAGUCUUUGGCAUAUAGUGACUGUACGUCGGGUCCUGGUUGUUGUAACUCAGUGAAUCGCUCCUGACACGACCGAUGACGGAACUUCUUCCCAAGUGACUUUGUUUUAUACGGACAGCUGUGACUUCCAUUUUCCCCAUAAUACAUUCUACUUCCAUUUUUGCAUAAUAAAGCUAAGGAAAUUAGUAUUUUAUAGACCGAUGGGGAAAUGAUUUGUUCUGAAAGUUUAUUGUACUAAACCAAAUCUAAUAUUUUUUCUUGUGUCACCGUCACAGAUGAUUUUCCAGCUUUUAUGAAUAAUUAAAUUUUCUGACACCAAA
Molecule: messenger RNA, 1726 nt
Organism: Scophthalmus maximus (turbot)
Lineage: Eukaryota; Metazoa; Chordata; Actinopteri; Pleuronectiformes; Scophthalmidae
Product: ras-related protein Rap-1A-like
Exons: 5
Coding region: 565-969 (134 amino acids)
Biological process (GO): cellular response to cAMP; Rap protein signal transduction; negative regulation of synaptic vesicle exocytosis
Cellular component (GO): plasma membrane
Molecular function (GO): GTPase activity; GTP binding; GDP binding
Source: RefSeq, a predicted model, not a curated record